CGAAGCGGAAGCCUCCAUUUUAGCUCCCUUGGCCGCUCGACGCCUCACGUGUCCCGGCCUGCGUGCCUCACAUGACCCGUGUGUUUGUCCCCGUGAUCACGGAAGCCUUCCUCCAACUCGGCGGAUCCGCGUUGUUGCCGUCGCUCGUUCCCACGCCGACCGAGCCUUCAUGGAUAUGCUGGAGCAGAGUGCGGAAAGCUCGGCGAGUCACAACAAACCAGAAACCGACGACAUUGAGCAAUUACAGGAAGGAGAAGCAGAGGAUCAGUCAACUGGUGCAAUUUCUGCUGUCUCGCAAGCUGCCUUCGCUGACCACAAUGUCCAGUACCAGUUCCGCACAGAUAGCAGUGGUGGCCAGGUGACCUAUCGUGUCGUUCAAGUGGCAGACGACAACAUCGAAUCGUCCGCAGACGCCGCCGGAGCGGUUAGCGUCGUCUCUACUGCAGCGUUUACGGGCACGCCGCAGGCUGUAAUCCAGAAUCCUUUCAGUAACGGGGGAAGUCCGGUCGGGGAGACGGUCGGAGGAGAGACGCGUUUUGCGUACUUUCCUGCCGCUACCGUCGGUGACGGGACAGCCACAGCCGUGUCAGUGCAAACCACCGCUGACCCGACAAUCACACAAGGGGCAGGUCAAUUCUACGUCAUGAUGACUCCUCCCGAUGUGCUGCAGUCUGCAACCCAACGGACCAUCGCGCCACGCACGCAGACUUACCCAGCAGACCUCGGUGAAAGCGAGAUGUUGCAGCAUGGCAGCACAAACUGGAAAGUGGAGGGUCCACGAGCACCGAGGGACGAAAGACGAAGAGCACAACACAAUGAAGUGGAGAGAAGAAGAAGAGACAAAAUUAACAACUGGAUUGUCACUCUUUCCAAAAUCAUCCCCGACUGCAAUAUUGACAGUAGAACUGGUGCUAGUAAAGGAGGAAUCCUGUCCAAAGCUUGCGAUUACAUCCGAGAACUCCGUCAAAACAACCAGCGGUUGCAGGACAGCUUCAAAGAAGUGGAGCGACUGGAACUGGACAACGAACUGCUUCGACAACAGCUUGAGGAACUCAAGAGCGACAACGCACUCCUUCGAGCGCAGCUACAGCAGCACGGCGUGGAAAUCAACGGCGGCUCGACACCGCAGUGAUAAGCGGACACAAGUCGCUAACGUGAACAAUACCAGGAAAGGAACAACCACGGGCGACGACAUGAACAUAAAAAGCAAAAGUGAAGGACCGCUGACAGACAAUGUCUCCCUCCAAAUGCUGCUGGUCAAUGGCGGACAUUUA
Corythoichthys intestinalis (scribbled pipefish) is the source of this 1274-nucleotide messenger RNA. It is a transcript of the gene usf2, whose product is annotated as upstream transcription factor 2, c-fos interacting. Bases 170 to 1132 code for a protein of 320 amino acids. Gene Ontology annotation, biological process: regulation of transcription by RNA polymerase II. The record is from RefSeq and is a predicted model, not a curated record. The transcript is spliced from 11 exons. NCBI's taxonomy places the organism in Eukaryota, Metazoa, Chordata, Actinopteri, Syngnathiformes, Syngnathidae. Gene Ontology annotation, molecular function: protein dimerization activity; RNA polymerase II cis-regulatory region sequence-specific DNA binding; DNA-binding transcription factor activity, RNA polymerase II-specific.